Molecule: messenger RNA, 1542 nt
Organism: Paramecium octaurelia
Lineage: Eukaryota; Ciliophora; Oligohymenophorea; Peniculida; Parameciidae
Source: the annotation of a GenBank genome assembly
AUGCACUCAGAACAAAUAUUGAAGCAAUAUUUAAAUGAGUUAAAAAUUCAACCUUCAGAUUCUCUAAAUAUUGAUUAAGAGAAAUCCUUUAAGAAGUAGGCAGGACAAUCUGAAUUAAUUUUGAUAUCAAGAAAUAUUGGAAAAAUUAAUAAGCGAAAUACAGAAUAAUAAAGAACUAUUGUGGUUACAAGUGAAAAUUUAUAUAAUAUUGAUAAAAAAUCAAUUAAACGGAAGAUAUAAAUUCAAAAGAUUUUUGGGGUUACUGUCUCCAGGUCAAGUUUUGAAUUUAUUUUGCAUGUGCCCUAAGAAACUGAUUAUCGCUAUAAAUCGCAGGAGAAUAGAGAUAUCAUUUUAUUUUACUUAUCCAUAUCACUAAAGUUAAACAAUAAGGAUGGUUUGAAACUGUAUUUGGUUGAUUAGGAGGAUCUCUAAUAAUUUUGUUUGCAUUAAAAAACUACUGACCUUUAAAAAUAAGUUGCAUUGCAUCCUAAAACCAAAUUAUUAUUUCUAUACCCUCAUGAUUUCCAAUUGCAAUAUAUUAACAUGUUAAAUCAGCCUACAAAAAGUUUGAAUCCCAAUCACAAAAUUACAGUACUCUUUAUAAAUGAUAAAAUGAAAUUUAGGGUUAAAUUAGAAGAUUUUCAAAAAAAUACAAUCAUCAGCUCUGGCUCAUUAAACAAAAUCUUUUUAUUGACUCAAAAAAAUGAUCGUCAAAAAGUUCUGGUUUUGAAAACAAUUCGAUCUUGCGAUAUUGAUGUCGAUUUAAUGGAAUUCUUUCUUAAAAAUUAUGAAGUUGAACCCUUCGUCGAAUAACUAGAAUUAUGCAUAAGACAAACCGACUUAAUUCACUUUUUUUUUAAGUUUGUGAAAGGAGGAGAUCUCUUUGCACAUCUAUAAAAUAUUGGUUCUUUUACAGAGAUUUAAACAAAAUAUAUGAUUGCUUAAGUUGGCAUGGCAUUAUAGAGUGUGCACGAAAAAGGUAUCACUUAUGGAGAUAUAAAACCUGAAAAUAUACUGAUCGAUGAAUAAGGAUACAUAUACUUAACAGAUUUUGGUUAUGGUAAAUUGAGAGUCUAUUAAGAAUGUAAAAAAUAGUAAAACAUUAAUUUUUCUGUUGAAUAUGCAUCUCCAGAAUAUUUGAGAUUCGGAGACCUAACCAGAAUGUCAGAUUGGUAUAGUAUGGGAAUAUUGCUUUAUGAAUUGCUCAUCGGGAUAUCUCCAUUUUACAACGCAAACCAAGAUGUUGCAAUUAAAUUGAUUUGCUAAGGAGAAUUACAUUUUCCAAAAGGAAUCCUCAUAUCUAAUGAAUGCAAAGAUCUCAUUUCAAGAUUACUCUAGUAAGAUUCUUCUUAAAGAAUUGGCUUCUCGAAUGACUUCAAAGAAAUUUAAGCGCAUCCAUGGUUUUAAGAGAUAGAGUGGGCUGAAUUAAAGUUAAAAAAAAAAGAGUUGCCUUACAUUCCAAGUAUGAUUGAAGGGACUCUAAUACAGGAAUAAUACAUAAGGAUGGAAUAUUUGAGUGAUGAUGAAAAAGGUUGGUACUGA